Messenger RNA from Mercenaria mercenaria, 3737 nucleotides. RefSeq names its product receptor-type tyrosine-protein phosphatase kappa-like. The record is from RefSeq and is a predicted model, not a curated record. NCBI's taxonomy places the organism in Eukaryota, Metazoa, Mollusca, Bivalvia, Venerida, Veneridae. The transcript has 20 exons. The coding region runs from base 175 to 2199 and encodes 674 amino acids. Gene Ontology annotation, biological process: protein dephosphorylation. Gene Ontology annotation, molecular function: protein tyrosine phosphatase activity.
ACUACGCUAGAGCCUACCGAGAAAUCUGAAUCACAGAAAGACAAUAAAGAUAUAAUCAUUAUAGUUUCUGCGGCUGGCGGAGGUGUCCUUGUAUUGAUACUGAUUAUCGUUAUAGUUGUUUGUCUCGCGAAAGGAAGAAGAAAGCCCUCUGGUGAUGAGUAUGUACAGAAUGGAAUGAUCAUGUCAAAUGAUAAAGUAAACAACGAAGCACACCCGGUGAAUCCUGGAAAAGUACACGUAAAAGAGGACUACAUAUAUGCGCAGCCUGAUAAAUCUCGUAUGAGGAAGAAACAAAGUAAAAAGGAAAUAAGUAAACCGCAGAAAAUGUACGACAACAUUGCGAUUGAUCUAGAAGAAAACGAAGCAACUGCUACGGUAAAUGAAAACGAUGUGGACAAAAUACAAUUAGAAGAAUUGGAAGAAGGUCCUACAAAGUUUAUAGAGACAGAUGUCAAACCACCCAGCACAGACUUAUACUACAAUACCUCAAGUUUGAUUCGUAGUCGCAUACAAGUUUCAGAUAUUCUAGAAUACGUCAAGAAGAAAAAUGAUUAUGAAAAGGAAUUUGAGAAAUUACCCAAAGGUCUUACAAGAACGUGCGACGUAGCUCUCAAACGAAACAAUUGCGCAAAAAAUAGAUAUAACGGAAUAUAUGCAUAUGAUGCGACACGAGUUGUUCUACAAAGCAAAAACUAUAUCAAUGCUAAUUAUAUAGACGGUCACAAGGCGUCCCCAGCUUAUAUUGCUUCCUUGGGGCCAACUAAGAGCACAAUGAGCGAUUUUCAAGAUUUUUGGGAAAUGAUUCGGCAAGAAAGAACAGACAAAAUAGUCAUGUUGACUAACUUGGAAGAGUCUAAGAAAAUGAAAUGUGAACAAUAUUGGCCAGAACAAGGAGGAGCUAAGAAGUAUGGUAAAUACAAAGUUACAAGCGCAGCUGAGAAAAGGUUUACUGAAUUCACAGUUAGAGAGUUUACCAUAAAUGCAAAGUCUGAGACGAGACAAGUGACACAAUAUCACUACACAGCAUGGCCUGACAAAUCCGUUCCUGAUGGUGUUGCAACUUUGUUAGAGUUCAGAGACAAAGUUGAACAAUCACAAACAACAAAUGUUGGUCCAAUGGUUGUCCAUUGCAGUGCUGGUAUUGGUCGAACUGGAACCUAUAUCGCCCUUGAUAUACUCAUAAAAGAAGGCAAGGAUGACAAUUAUGUCGACUUUUUUGGCUGCGUGAUGGCGCUUCGUGGACAAAGAGCUCACAUGGUGCAAAAUUUGGAUCAAUAUAUAUUUCUUCACCCCUGUGUUCUGUAUGCUCUGACCUGUUACGCUGAACCGCUCUCGCUCACUUCAAUACCAAAUAUUAUGACAGAUGAAAAAAUAUUACAACAGUAUCAGACUUUUACGGACAUUCAAAUACCGAUGGACAAAGAUCGUAGGUCAGUUGCAAACAGUAAAAGCAGAAAAGGAAUUAGAAGUGGAGCUGACAUUCCUUGCGACGACCAUAGAGUGCCAUUGACCUUAGCAGGGCAUGAUUACAUAAAUGCAGUCUAUGUUAAUGGAUACGAAAAGUCCAACAAAUUUAUUCUGGCACAAACACCUUUACCGAAUACAGUGGAAGAUUUCGUAUUUAUGUUGUAUCAAGAAAAGUGCCCAUGUAUUGUAUGUCUUGAUGAAGAAAAUAUAAAGGAUAAAACGGUCGGGUACUAUCUUCCACAUGCCAAUAAAGCGUCCAAAGUUGGGCAUUUUCAAGUGACAUGCAAGACAUGUAACUCAACGGAAGAUAUAGUUGUUCGAGAGUUGACGAUUUUACGCAAUGGAUCGCAAUCAUCAGAAGAAUUGAAAAUCAAACAUUACCAGUUCAGAGGUUGGAAUAACUCCGAAAGUGCCCCUUCAAGAGUUGAACUUUUCUUAAAGAUGGUUAAGGACGUUGAAAAUGAGAGAAAGGCUCAGAAAUCGGAACAGCCAAUCGUAGUUCAUUGCUUAACUGGGGCCGAAAGAAGUGGUCUUUUCUGUGUUGUUUCUUUGCUUUCGGAGAAGCUUCUCUUUGAAAAAGAACUCAGUGUACUUAAUACACUAUGUCAAGUUCGCACUAGGAGGCGGUCAGCUUUUCAUGACAUAGAACAUUACCGGUUCUGCUACAAAUGUGUGAAGGAAAUGUCCGAGAUUUCCGACUCAAGCACAUACUACAAUAUGAACAAUAUGUAAAUGGGAAAGGAAAUAAAACUGACUGCAUUUCUCAUCAAUGAGUCUGUUUGUAGGAGUUAUAGAUUUAUCUUUUGGAAUUAUUAAGUGAUAACAUAGUCCAAAUGUAAAACAAUCAAUAUUCACGUACUGCUGAAGUUAGAAUCUUAGCUUUUUCAUUAUCAUGUGUUACAAAAAGUGUUUUCAGUGAUCUAUGUUGGUGACCGCUUAUAUAUCCUGCGAGACACAUACGCGAUUAAGGCAUCUAAAGCUAUAAACGUUCGCACUGAAUCCAGUCUGUGUUAUUAUAUUAUUCGGGAUUUCAAAAAUGAACGUAAAUGCAAAAGUGAUUAUAUUUAUGUCGCUUAUCCUUAACAUGGCAAUGUUCAGUGUCCCCGUGAGAAGCAAUGUGAUAUUUAUAUAAUAUAAGUAUAGUUUUAAUAUAUCAGUUUUACUUAAGGCAAAUGAGACAUUAUCUAAUAUUUAUAUUUCAAUAUCUAUGUUUUACCAGCAUACCUUUUCCCUCAGCGAGGAGUAAGUCGAAUAUAGUAGAUGUGAAAAUACAUAUACACCGUUAUCAGCCUUUUAACGAUUGCAUAAAUACCUCCUCCUAAAAAAUGUAUAUUUGUUAAAGAGUCUUUGAGGCCUGGCAGAGUAAAUGGCCAUUGGACGUGGAAAGAGUAAUUACAAAGCGCAUAUCAGGCAGGGGAGUAUUGAUCAUAUUUAGUGAUAGCUCUAGUUUAUGUGUGUCACACGUAAUAUAUACAUUGUCGUCAGCUAUAUUUCUAUUUUCAUACUUCAGCGGUUUACUUGUUUCUAUCAAAAGGAAAUAAAUGAUACAUGUAAUUGAAAAAUACAUGUAUGUCAUUUACAACCUUUCUUAUCAACCAACAAGUUGAAAUGCAUAUAAUGUGUGAAUAAUGUUUCACAAACAAUAACUACUAUAAAAUGCUGCUUAAAAUUAAGUUUAUACUGACUUUUUUCUAGUUAAUCAUGGGAAAAUGACAAUUCGAUAAGUUCUUUUGUCAUUUUGUGUACUUUCUAUGUUAUUCCUUCAUUGUUUUGUAGAGUUGCAUAUUAAUUACGAGUAUGUACGUUUCCGUUAAUUUUAGUUAAACGGUUCAUUUUUAGCUGCUUAAUCACUGUUAGUACGCACGUGUAAGAGUCUUAUUGAAAGUGAUUUCUUAGGGUUAGCUUUACAAAGCUUAUAACAAAUAAAUAUUCCUGAUGACCUUGCUUCGAUCACGUCGGGAAUUUUUGUAAACAUUUUACUGUAUAAGGUAGACAAUGACUUUUCCUCAAAAAUCGCACCGUUGCUUAUUAUUAUAUUUAAAAGCAUUACUUACUGAAACUAGAAAUUAAUUUGUCAUGCUUCUGUAGUAUUAGUUUCAUACAAAUAUAGCAUUAUGGUCGUGAUGUUUGAUUUUUUGCUUUACAAAUAUACAUCAAAAUUUGAACAGUUUGAUCUGUUUCAUACUGUCUAUAAAAUUGUUUUGCUUUCUAUGCAUCCAUUAUGCGUAUUGUUCUGUACCUGCCUUUGUAAUAAACAAUAAUUAUAGUUA